This is a messenger RNA of Pararge aegeria (speckled wood butterfly), 2503 nucleotides long. RefSeq lists its product as uncharacterized. The transcript is spliced from 6 exons. NCBI's taxonomy places the organism in Eukaryota, Metazoa, Arthropoda, Insecta, Lepidoptera, Nymphalidae. Bases 457 to 2007 code for a protein of 516 amino acids. The record is from RefSeq and is a predicted model, not a curated record.
ACCAGUUCAGUAUAUUUUGUGCAUUACACUGCGCAACAUCGUAUUUAGUGUGUGUUAAAAAUAAAAUUGUUUCGUGAUAAGUUACGCUUAUGAAUUUAAGAGUUUAAAGCCAAAGUCAGAGUCAAAAAUAUGGCAGUUAUUAUUCGUACAUAACAUGAGAAAAGUGAACUAUUAUUAAUAAUAAACAUAUUUUUAUUUAACUGAUAGACAAAACAAGAUAAACCAAUGGUCCUUCAAGAUUGAAAUUAUUCAUGGCAGUUCCUUAAAUAAAGGAGGUGAGCAAUACGAAAGGAUAUUCCGAAAAUACAUCCCGAACGAGAGUGAAACGAACCUAAAGCUUCGUGAUAAGAUACGUGACGUCUCCUAGUCAAGUCAUAAGAUAAGGAAAACAAAGCUGAAACAUUAUAUUUUUUAUAAUUACUUAGAAUUACAUAAACGGAUCUCUAUUCGAAGAAAAUGGAAGGAAGACUGAUAGUUUUUAUUUUGUUUUUAUAUUCACAACAAUGUUCUAGUGAAAGAUUCCUACUUUGCGAUGAUACUACAAGGAUCAGAAAGGAUUGUUCGGUACAGAUAUGGGGCGAUGAAAGUUCCGAUGACACUACAAGCUGUGACGUGGAGUUUGUUCCGCGCAAUAGUUCAGACUGCGAAGCUAGCUUUAGCCGUAUCCCCGCGAUAUCAAGCUCACGUUUGGGCAACAUCAGCAUAAUGCCCUUCCUCAUGAACGUGAAGUGCGAUGAUUGCAGCCCGUACCACCAUGUUGUACCGAAUAUUGUCUUCAGAGACAUCAAAUGGAAGAAAUUGAAAUUCCGAAUCGAACAGCGUAAUACAUAUCCUACCAAACGUCACUGCAGGAAUUUGGCGAUAUCGGAUAACGUGACGAUUUAUGAGCACUCAGUGCUACACUAUGACUGCUAUUUGUCCCUGACAGACGGCAGUUUGCGCAAUACACCCACCCACGUCCUGGACGUGGAGGCUACAGAUGGUACUACUGUCGAUGGGUGGCAGUUCCUGUUCUUCAUACCACCAACACAAGUGCUCAACCCAAACAUAACCCAGACGCUGUGGAAGCCAUUCGUCUACGUAGAAAACUGUGUUUCCUCUUUACGGUUACACAUAGUACCUCAUCCGUCUCACUUCGUUAUCACGUCAUACAAAAUCGAAGUGAUGAGAGCUUGCGACAACUGUUCGAAUGAUGUUUCGGUUGAAAAUGUUACCAUCACAACGCUCAACGGCAGUGCUGAUGAGCAAAUGUACGAUUACAAACCCACUUCGUCUGGUUCAUACUACUUUAUUGUGAACGUACUUCACGAUAGAUGUAUUAGAGGAGAAGUUGAGUGCCAAAAUGUGAAAAGCCCUGAAGUUUAUAUUGCUGUCAUGCUUCACCUAUACAUCGUCAUAAUCAUCGCAUCAGUGAUCGUGGCUCCUGUAGCUUUUUUAUUCUACCGCCGCUACUGCAAGGGUCCAUCAGAAAUUCCACAACCACCCAAAGUUUUGGUGAUCUACUCUUCAGCAAACAGUGUCCACGCGAAAUGCGUCGUAUCAUUGGUAGACUACCUGCGCUCCGAAUGUGGCUUCGACGUUUUAUACGAUGGAGACAUAACAAAAACAUCACACUCUGAUCCAUAUUUCUGGGCUGAAGAUGCCAUCAGACAAGCAUCUGAUAUCAUAUACAUAGUGGGCCCAACGGAAAACGAAUUCGAAUCCUCUUUCCCCACCAGCGCCCUUCACGAUGUCGAUAAACUUCUCCUAUAUUUUCUCAAAGUUGUGAGACCUUUACAAAAUAAGAAUGUUAUGAACGUGUUUUUUGAACAUUCAAAUGGUCCCGUACCAGACGAAACAAAGUGCGACAGGAACUACCAUUUAUUGAGAGAUUGGCAAGCAUUAAUUGCUUAUUUAUCGAGGAACUUGCUACCAAAGAAACAAAUAAUGAGGACAGAGAUAGGAAAACGUUUGAUUGAAGACCUGACGCGAGUGAAAAAAUUGUUUAUUAAUCCCUCCGGUGCAUGAUGCAAAAGGCAAUACCUUGUUGACAGAAUUAAUUAUUGGUUUAUGAAAAAACUAGUAUUUACGUGAAUGGGUGGACCGCUAAAACGGCUUACGGGUAUUUUUAGUACCUUUUCGAAUAUUUUGCACGAGAGCGAAUAUCUCAUGACUUUAUCAGAGUUGAUUAACGUAACCACUAGGUUACGAUAUUUCAUGACCAUACUAGGUAUCGUUCUAGGUAGAAGGGGAAAGUCUUUAACAAAACACGGUUUUCGGUUAUUAAGGCAGGUAGCUAUACUAACAUACUAUAGCUAACUAACCUAACACAAAGUUUUACUAUUUUAAACAAAGCAAAAUCCACAGAAUUAAGAACAUACAGAAACCGUGUACAACUAAUACUGAAGCAUCAAAAACCACUCAACUUCAGCAGGGCUAUUCAGUAAGGGCGUUUUUGUAACUCGAUAGCAAUAUCCGCGAUGAGUUUGCAAAUUCGUAUUCUCUAUAACUCGAUAGUACAGGU